This is a messenger RNA of Rana temporaria (common frog), 12562 nucleotides long. It is a transcript of the gene DNAH3, whose product is annotated as dynein axonemal heavy chain 3. The record is from RefSeq and is a predicted model, not a curated record. Gene Ontology annotation, cellular component: dynein complex. Gene Ontology annotation, molecular function: minus-end-directed microtubule motor activity; ATP hydrolysis activity; dynein light intermediate chain binding. Gene Ontology annotation, biological process: microtubule-based movement. The transcript has 61 exons. NCBI's taxonomy places the organism in Eukaryota, Metazoa, Chordata, Amphibia, Anura, Ranidae. The coding region runs from base 204 to 12398 and encodes 4064 amino acids.
UCCCAUAGCACGUUACUUAGUUACCAAAGUUUAGACUGACGCUUUGGAAGUCAUUCAGUCAGCUCAGGCUUGUAUCUAGCACAGGCUGGCUAGUUAGACGCGCAGUAAAUGAUAAAUCUAGAUUUGUGAUGGGACAUUGGAUAGGGAAGAGUUGCUGAUUUUACUCAGAUUUUGCACUUCUGUCAAGAAACCUUCACAUUACAAUGCAGUCUUCACUGAAUCCGAGGCUGCACAAGCCAAAGAUGGACUCCAAACACAACAUGAGCUUCAACAAAGGACUCUCAGGGUUACUUCCUUUGCCUGAAAUAACAAAAGAGCCAUCAGACUUAUAUCAGUUGAUCCUCAAUCACAGUAUCUACCCUCCACUGAUGCAAAGCCAGUCUUGGACUUUGGCAGCCCCUUUCAAAGAGCAACGUUUUCACCGUAACCCCAGCAACUCCAUAGCAAACAACUACUCACCCGCGGCACGUGACCUAAAGCUUGGAGAAAUAUACAAGAAGAUGCCCUCUCCAAGACCAGGCACAGCUAAAACAUCUCCCAGACAUAAAGCCUUAAAUUCUUCAAAGGAUGCAUCAGACGUCCAGAAAAAGUCAAAGCUGUCUCCCAGGAAUAAAAAUAAGUCUAUAGUGCUCAAGGAUAUCACUAAAGAACCAUUGUCUAUGACAGAAAAUCUUCCACAGACAGACUCCAUAAUUCCUUUAAACAGCACACCAUUAACACCAGAGGAGCAGUUACAGAUGAUGAAGAAGCAUGAAGAGGAAAUGGAAAGACGAUGUGGGAAACCAACUCAAAGGGACUUGGAGAGAUAUUUUCACUACAUACACCACAAGAUUCAAGAAGAAAUGCUGGCUCCCCAACAGAAGGAACAGAUGGACAGAAUCUUAGCAAAUGUUCCCAGCCAGCUUUUGAAAAACCCAGCUCUGGAAAAACUGCUUAAAGAAAUAAAGGAAGAGACUGCAUAUGAUUACCACACUAGCCUCAGGAAAAGUAUUGUUGAUUAUAUCCUGAAGGAUCCAGAGGAGAAAGACAGACUCCAAAUUGGCAACAUACCUCGUUAUUUUCCACUUCGGGUGAUCCGUGCUGAAGUUCCAUGGCACUCUUCAUACAGUGAUGCCCACAAAUGGAAUGAAGACCACUUGUUCACAGUGAACGCCAUGAUGUUAGAAUUACAACAGCUCUGGAUUACACAAUUCAGGAAUGUAAGGUUUGUGCGUACCAAUGAAUUGCUAUCUAGCCACCUGCCUCUGCUUCCUGCUGAAUUUGAGGAUUUAGUUCAAAAGCAUUGUUUAGAAGCCCGUGCUACAUUACGAAAUAAGUGGAUACCAGCCUGUGCUUCCUUGUUCAUGUCACAUAAGGAUAAAUGGAUCCAUUUAGUGCCCCAGAAUGAGGAAGAUUCAGCUGUCCAGGUUCAAGAGUUUUUUGCAUGUGUGUCAUCUCUGAUGUCUUUACAGCUACGUGAAAUGGUCAUCAAUUCUCUUAAGGACUUGGUUUCUUUUUUUAAUAUACACAAGGCGGGAAAUGACUUUGGUGACACAUAUGAUGAAAUUAAAUUCAUUACACCACAAAUCCUCAUCAUCAAGCUUAAGGUGGAAGAACCCAAAAUUGCAUUUGACCCAGUUCUGGAGGAAUGUUGGAAUUUAAUAAAGCAUUGCUUCCUGGAAGUUAUUAAGAGCGCGGAAGGUCUUCCAAAAGUAGAAGUGGAGCUUUUUCCAGACCUUCAGAUGAAUAAACUUAUCCUCAGUUCUGUAAGACAAGAUGAAUCUUUGGUCUCCCAUUACGUCAACAAAGCACGGAAGAUAUUCAAUAUGAACACAAUCGGUCCCCAAAAGUACUUAAAUGUUUAUAAAAAAUACAGUGACCUUUUAAAUCAAAAAGCUCAGCAGGAUGUAAUUGCGUUUCUCAAGGAAGAACAUUCUCUGCAGGCCUUUACCAAGAAAAUCACAAGCUUAUCACAGCUUCAGGGAGAAAUUGCAUCCAUGCAAAUCACAGUGCCUCUUGCCAUGUUUUGCCUGGAUGCUUUACGCUUUAAUGAGGAUCUUUGUGCCAGAGCUCAAAAGUUAAAGGAUCAGCUUAUCCAGUAUGAAGUAGAUGAAAACAGGGAGUUGAAUAUAAGUAUUUGUUCCAAAUACAGCAAAAUAGCAGACAGAGUUCGUGAAGUUCCAGCUACUACAGCAGACUUGGUUGAACUGAUAAAUUUCCUUAGAACAUCAAGUGAUGUUACAGUUUAUAAACUAAAGGAUGAGAUCUCAGAAGCAGCCAGUCGCUUGGCAUUCCUUUUGGAUUACGCUACUCUUCAAUAUGAUGAUUUAAAACUAAACAGUGCCGUGUUUCAUUGGCCGGAACAAAUAGAAACCGUGUUUGAAGUCAAUAACAACCGUUUAAUGGCCAAAAGAGACCAUGCUGAAGAUGAGCUGCGGAAAAGACGUUCAGAUUUUGAGAAAAUACUUAAUGGCUACAAUGCUGACAUUGAGGCUUUUAGAAAAAAAGAGACGAUGACUUUGGAUGAAAUGAGAAAUAACAUGGAGAAACUGAAUGAUCUGGAUCAGAACUUGAAUAAGGCACUUCUAGAAUUUGAGGCUAUCAAUACAGAAGAGGAAUUACUGGAAUGGGAGAAGAGUCAAUUCCCUUCAUUGCAAGUGGCAAUAACAAACAAGGUGCCUUUUGAACAACUCUGGGUAACUGCAUAUAACUUCCAAUGUAAAUCUGAGGAAUGGAUGAAUGGUGCAUUCCAGGAUUUAAAUGCAGAGGACAUCUCAGAAGAAGUUGGGAAUAUGUGGAGGACGAUGUACAAGCUGGCUAAGUCAUUUGCUGACAUGCCAGGACCCAGGAGGGUAGCAGAGAAUGUGAAGCUUAAAAUUGACAAGUAUAAAGUACAUCUUCCUAUCAUCUCUGUCAUCUGUAACCGAGGCAUGAAAAGUCGCCACUGGGAAGAGAUAAGUGAGAUUGUUGGAUUUGAUAUCACUCCAGAACCCAAUACAUCUCUCAUUAAUAUGUUGGAGUAUGGAUUGUCCAAAUUCAUAGAUAAGAUGGAGCAGAUUGGGGCAGCAGCAAGCAAAGAAUACUCCUUAGAAAAAGCAAUGGAAAAGAUGAAGGCUGAAUGGUCUAAUAUGAGCUUUAUCUUUGUCCAAUAUCGAGAUACGAGCACAAGCAUCCUAUCAGCUGUUGAUGACAUUCAGUUAUUGCUUGAUGAUCACAUUAUUAAAACACAAACAAUGUGCGGUUCUCCAUUCAUUAAGCCGAUUGAAAAUGAAGCCAAGGAAUGGGAACAGACACUUGUUUUGAUCCAAGAUAUAUUAGAUUCCUGGUUAAAGUGUCAAGCGACCUGGCUCUAUCUGGAACCUAUAUUCAGCUCUGAAGACAUUAUAGCUCAAAUGCCAGAAGAAGGACGGAAAUUUGGUAUUGUAGACAGUACCUGGAAGGACUUAAUGUCUGAAGCGGUGAAAGAUACCAGAGUGCUUAUCGCAACAAAACAGCAGAACAUGUUAGAAAGGCUUCAGGAAUCCAAUAUCCUCUUGGAAGAAAUUCAGAAAGGUUUAAAUUCCUAUUUGGAAAAAAAAAGAUUAUUUUUUCCAAGGUUUUUCUUUCUCUCAAAUGAUGAACUUUUGGAAAUCUUGUCUGAAACAAAGGACCCGCUACGAGUGCAGCCUCACCUAAAGAAAUGUUUUGAAGGAAUCGCCAAACUGGAGUUUACUGAUGACUUAGAAAUCACUGGAAUGAUCAGCUCUGAGAGGGAAACUGUCCCCUUAACACAGAAGAUCUAUCCAGCAAAGGCAAAAGGAAUGGUUGAAAAGUGGCUUUUGGAAGUAGAAGAAAACAUGUUGGCCAGUAUAAGGCGAGUCAUUCAAGAUGGAAUAGACGGAUACGUGGAGGUUCCUCGGAAGCAGUGGGUCUUACAGUGGCCUGGUCAAGUAGCUAUAUGUGUUUCUUCAAUUUACUGGACCAAGGAGGUAUCCGAAGCCAUUACUGAAGGCACUUUACCUGGCUUCUUGGACAAAAGUAAUAAACAGAUCGGUGAGAUAGUUGAGCUUGUCAGAGGGAAAUUGUCUGGUGGUGCCCGGUCUACUUUAGGAGCGCUCACAGUUAUUGAUGUGCACGCUCGUGAUGUUGUUGAAAAGCUGGCCCAGGAUAAAGUGACUGACCUAAGUGAUUUCCAGUGGAUCUCCCAACUUAGAUACUAUUGGGAAAACCGAGACGUCAUGGUCAGAAUGAUCACUACUGAAGCCAAGUAUGGUUACGAGUAUCUCGGUAACUCCCCGCGUUUAGUGAUAACUCCACUAACUGAUCGCUGCUACAGAACAUUAAUGGGCGCAUUGAAGCUAAAUCUUGGUGGCGCGCCAGAGGGUCCAGCUGGAACUGGUAAAACAGAAACUACAAAAGAUCUUGCUAAAGCACUGGCCAAACAGUGCGUUGUGUUUAAUUGCUCAGAUGGCCUUGACUAUAAAGCUAUGGGUAAAUUCUUUAAAGGUCUAGCACAGUCUGGAGCUUGGGCAUGUUUUGAUGAAUUCAACAGAAUUGAGGUUGAGGUGCUGUCCGUAGUGGCCCAGCAGAUUCUCAGCAUACAGCAGGCAAUCAUAAGGAACAUGAAGACUUUCAUGUUUGAAGGAACAGAACUGACCCUCAAUCCAACCUGUUGUGUGUUCAUCACUAUGAAUCCUGGAUAUGCAGGUCGAGCUGAACUUCCAGACAAUUUAAAAGCAUUAUUUAGAACAGUGGCCAUGAUGGUCCCGGACUAUGCACUUAUUGGUGAAAUAUCACUUUACUCCAUGGGUUUUUUGGAUUCUAGAAGCUUGGCUCAGAAGAUUGUCGCUACAUAUAGAUUGUGUUCUGAACAGCUAUCAUCUCAGCACCAUUAUGACUACGGGAUGCGCGCAGUGAAAUCUGUCCUUACUGCAGCUGGAAAUCUCAAGCUUAAAUAUCCAGAACAAAAUGAGAGUGUGCUUCUUCUGCGCGCACUGCUGGAUGUCAACUUGGCUAAAUUCUUAGCACAGGAUGUGCCUCUUUUUCAGGGUAUUAUUUCUGAUCUGUUUCCUGGAGUGGUUCUACCUAAGCCAGAUUAUGACCUUUUUAUCGAAGCACUAAAAGAAAAUAUUGCAAAAAUGAACUUGCAACCUGUUCCAUGGUUUAUUGAAAAAAUAAUUCAGAUUUAUGAAAUGAUGCUGGUGCGUCAUGGUUUUAUGAUUGUCGGAGACCCCAUGGGGGGAAAGACCUGUGCAUAUAAGGUUCUUGCCAAAGCCCUUGCUGAUUUACAUGCAGCUAAAUCAAUGGAUGAGUAUGCAGUGGAGUUUAAAGUGAUCAAUCCUAAAGCCAUUACUAUGGGACAAUUAUAUGGAUGUUUUGACCCAGUAAGUCAUGAGUGGACAGAUGGAGUACUGGCAACUACUUUUCGAGAACAAGCUUCUUCCACUACAGAUGACAGGAAAUGGAUUAUAUUUGAUGGCCCUGUAGAUGCUGUCUGGAUAGAGAAUAUGAACACUGUCCUGGAUGACAAUAAGAAGCUGUGCUUGAUGAGUGGUGAAAUUAUUCAGAUGAAUGCAAAAAUGAGCUUAAUUUUUGAGCCUGCUGACUUAGAGCAAGCUUCCCCGGCAACUGUGAGCAGGUGUGGAAUGAUCUAUAUGGAACCCCAUCAGCUCGGAUGGAAACCUUUGAAAGAUUCCUACAUGAAAACGCUGCCUGAAAGCCUCACAACUGAGCACAAGGAAUUGAUCAACGACAUGUUUAACUGGCUCGUUCAGCCGUGCUUGAAUUUUAUCCAUCUGGAAUGUAAAUUUCUCAUACAGACGUCUUCCAUCCACCUGACAUACAGUAUGAUGAGACUCUACACCUGCCUUCUGGAUGAAAUCAUCAAUUCUGGAAAGGAGGGUAAAGAGCCCAUGUCUAGUCAGCAGAUCACUUUGUGGCUACAAGGCCUUUUCCUUUUUGCUUUGGUUUGGACCAUUGGUGGCACCAUAAAUGCUGACAGCAGGAAGAAGUUUGAUUGUUUCUACCGGAACCUCCUGAUGGGAAUGGAUGAUCAAAAUCCUAGACCAAAGAGUGUUAAAUUGACCAAAAACAACUUGUUCCCAGAGAGAGGAACUGUAUAUGACUUUUAUUUUCACAAACAUGCCAGUGGACAGUGGAAUAUGUGGACUGAUUACAUUACCAAAGAGGAAAUGACCAUUUCUCCCACUGCCAAGGUGUCAGAUCUUAUUAUACCAACAACUGAAACUGCCAGACAAUCAUUUUUCUUAAAUACAUAUGUGGAACAUUCAGUUCCUAUACUGUUUGUGGGACCCACUGGAACAGGGAAAUCUGCAAUAACAAACAGUUUCUUGAUAAAACUUCCAAAAGAUAAGUAUAUUGCCAACUGCAUCAAUUUCUCAGCAAGAACUUCUGCAAACCAGACCCAGGAUAUCAUAUUCUCCAAGCUGGAUAGGAGGAGGAAAGGCCUUUAUGGCCCCCCAGUAGGGAAAAAAGCUGUUGUGUUUGUGGAUGAUCUAAAUAUGCCUGCAAAAGAAGUUUAUGGAGCCCAACCACCCAUUGAACUAUUAAGACAGUGGAUUGACCAUGGGCAUUGGUAUGAUAGAAAAGACACUUCAAGGUUGGAUAUUGUAGAUAUCCUGUUAAUUUCGGCUAUGGGGCCCCCCGGUGGUGGAAGAAACGACAUUACUGUUCGUUUCACGCGUCACUUGAACGUAGUCUCCAUAAAUGCCUUUGAUGAUGAAACUCUAACAAAAAUAUUUUGUUCUAUUGCUGACUGGCACUUCGGCAAAGGAUUUGAUUUUGCAUUCUUAAGAUCUGGCAAGCUUAUGAUACAGGCCACCAUGGCAAUUUACAAAACAGCUGUCGAAAACUUCUUGCCAACUCCAUCAAAAUCUCAUUAUGUUUUUAAUUUAAGAGACUUCUCCCGGGUUGUGCGAGGAGUGUUGCUGUGUCCACAUACACAUCUUCAGGACAAUGAUAAAUUGAUCAGGCUCUGGAUCCAUGAAGUUUACCGUGUAUUUUAUGACCGUUUAAUUGACCCCGAAGACAGACAGAUGUUCUUUAACAUGGUAAAAGAGACAACAUCCAAUUGCUUUAAACAAAGCGUCGACAAGGUUCUAAGCCACUUGGCACCUACAGGAAAUGUGGUUGAUGACAAUAUUAGAAGCCUCUUCUUCGGAGACUAUUUUAAACCUGACAGUGAUGUUCGAGUAUAUGAUGAAAUCACUGAUCUGAAGCAGCUGACAAAUGUCAUGGAAUACUAUCUGGAUGAAUUUAAUAAUGUCAGCAAAGCACCAAUGUCCUUGGUAAUGUUUAAGUUUGCUAUAGAACAUAUCUCAAGAAUUUGUCGGGUGUUGAAACAAGACAAUGGCCACUUGCUGCUGGUCGGAAUUGGUGGAAGUGGGAGGCAGAGUGCUACCAAACUGGCCACUUUCAUGAACUCCUUUGAGCUCUUCCAGAUUGAGAUAUCAAAAAACUACACGCUAAAUGAAUGGAGAGAUGAUGUGAAGAAAGUUAUGUUGCAAGCAGGUGUGGCGGGCAAGAGCAGUGUCUUUCUGUUCUGCGAUAACCAAAUCAAAGAUGAAGUGUUUGUAGAAGAUAUCAACAUGCUGCUGAAUACUGGGGAUGUCCCUAAUAUCUUUCCAGCAGAUGAGAAGGCAGAUAUAGUUGACAAAAUGCAGUCCAUCGCAAGGACAGAGGGGAAGAAAAUUGAAGCAACUCCUAUGGCUAUGUACAACUUCUUCAUUGAGAGAGUCAAGGCCAAUUUACACAUUGUGUUAGCUAUGAGUCCUAUUGGUGAUGCCUUCCGCAAUCGACUGCGCAUGUUUCCUUCACUGAUAAACUGCUGUACAAUUGAUUGGUUCCAGACAUGGCCAACUGAUGCUUUAGAGAUGGUGGCCAACAAGUUCUUGGAAGAUGUGGACCUUGAUGAUGACAUUAGGAAAGAGGUUGUUUCCAUGUGCAAAUAUUUCCAAGAAAGCGUCAAGGAGCUGUCAGACAGUUACUACAACACACUGCGCAGACACAACUACGUCACCCCAACCUCGUACCUGGAGCUGAUCCUCACUUUCAAGACUUUACUAAACCGCAAACGUUAUGAGGUGGACACCAUGAGGAACCGAUACCUUGUUGGUCUUGAAAAACUAGAAUUUGCAUCAUCACAAGUUUCAGUUAUGCAGAAAGAGCUCACUGCGCUUCAACCAGAAUUGAUUAAAACUUCAGCAGACACAGAGAAGAUGAUGAUUAAAAUAGAAAAGGAGACUGUAGACGUUGACGCUAAAAGAGAAUUGGUGUCUGCUGACGAGAAGGUGGCUAAUGAGGCAGCUGCAGCCUCUCAAGCAAUUAAGGAUGAAUGUGAAGGAGACUUGGCUGAGGCCAUGCCAGCUUUGAAAGCUGCAAUAUCAGCUCUUGACACGCUGAACCCUUCUGAUAUUACACUUGUGAAAGCUAUGCAGCAUCCUCCAGCACCUGUGAAGCUGGUCAUGGAAAGCAUCUGUGUGAUGAAAGGCAUAAAGCCUGAGAGGAAGCCUGACCCAACUGGAACAGGAAAAAUGGUGGAAGACUUCUGGGGUCCUUCAAAAAAAAUACUUGGAGACAUGAAGUUUCUGGAUAGUUUAAAAGCGUUUGAUAAAGACAACAUUGAUCCUGCCUGUAUGAAAAAGAUCCGUGAGAAAUUUAUCAACAAUGAAGACUUUCAGCCAUCUGUCAUUAAGAAUGUGUCAUCAGCUUGUGAAGGUUUGUGCAAGUGGGUCAGAGCUUUGGAGGUGUACGAUCGUGUGGCAAAAGUAGUUGCUCCUAAACGUGAACGUCUUAAAGAAGCUGAGGCUAAGCUGGCUGUACAGAUGGAACAGCUGAACAUCAAGCGAGCUGAACUAAAGGCUGUGGAAGACCGCCUGCAAGCUUUAAAUGAUGAUUUUAAUGCCAUGAAUAACAAGAAGGAAGAACUGGAAAAGAAUAUUGAAAUCUGUUCUCAGAAACUGGUCCGUGCUGAGAAACUGAUCAGUGGACUUGGUGGAGAGAAAGACAGGUGGACAGAAGCUGCACGACUCCUAGGGAAUACGUACAUAAAUCUUACUGGAGAUGUCCUCCUAUCUUCGGGAACUGUGGCCUAUCUAGGUGCUUUCACUGUAGAUUAUCGUCAAAAGUGUCAAAGUCAAUGGCAUGUAUUGUGCAAAGAGAAGAAAAUACCCUGCACAAAUGACUUUAGCUUGAGUAACACCCUGGGCGAGCCUAUUAAAAUCCGUGCUUGGCAGAUAGCUGGUCUCCCAGUUGAUUUUUUUUCAAUAGACAAUGGAAUUAUUGUUUCAAAUUCAAGAAGAUGGGCUUUAAUGAUUGAUCCUCAAGGGCAAGCUAACAAGUGGAUAAAGAAUAUGGAGAAAACCAACAAACUCUCUGUCAUCAAGUUGUCAGAUUCAACAUACACGAGAACAUUGGAGAAUGCAAUACAGUUUGGGUAUCCAGUUUUAAUUGAAAAUAUUGGGGAAGAAAUAGAUGCCAUUUUGGAGCCUUUGCUUUUAAAACAAACUUUUAAACAGCAAGGGGUUGACUAUAUUCGUCUUGGUGAAAAUAUUAUAGAAUACUCAAAAGACUUUAGGCUUUACAUAACCACUCGAUUAAGAAACCCGCAUUAUCUCCCAGAGGUGGCUGUGAAAGUGUGUCUUCUCAACUUCAUGAUUACCCCUUUGGGUCUUCAGGACCAACUUCUUGGCAUUGUAGCUGCAAAAGAAAAGCCUGAACUAGAAGAAAAAAAGAAUCAACUAAUUAUUGAAAGUGCAGCCAACAAAAAGCAGCUAAAGGAGAUAGAAGACAAAAUAUUGGAGGUACUGUCAUCUUCAAAAGGUAACAUAUUAGAAGACGAGACUGCUAUCAAAGUUUUGUCCUCAUCAAAACUGCUUUCUGAAGAAAUUUCAGAGAAACAGCAAAUUGCUUCUGCCACUGAAAAGGAAAUUGAUGAGACCCGAAUGGGAUACAAACCUGUUGCUAUUCAUUCAUCCAUUGCAUUUUUCUGCAUUUCUGAUCUGGCCAACAUUGAGCCAAUGUACCAAUAUUCACUUACCUGGUUCAUUAACCUUUAUGUUCACUCAGUUGCUCAUAGUGAAAGGAGUGAAUACUUAAACACCAGAAUAUCAAAUAUUAUACAACAUUUUACUCAAAGCAUUUAUAAGAAUGUCUGCAGGUCCUUGUUUGAAAAAGAUAAGCUCUUGUUUUCUCUUCUUUUUACCAUUGGCAUAAUGAAAGGAGAAGAUAAAAUAGAUGAUGAAGUAUGGCGCUUCCUCUUGACUGGCGGAGUAGCACUUGACAACCCUUACCCAAACCCAGUUCCCCAGUGGUUGUCUGAUAAAUCCUGGGCAGAAAUUGUUCGAGCAUCUAACCUUCAAGCACUUACUGGCUUAAUGGAUCAUUUUAAAAAAAAUAUUUCGAAAUGGAAGAUGAUUUAUGACUCCUUUAAACCUCAUGAAGAAACAUUUCCAGAUAAAUGGCAAGAAUUGACAGGAAUAAGUCGCAUGGUGAUACUCAGAUGCCUACGACCUGACAAAAUGGUUCCAGCAAUACAAGAAUUCAUUGCAGAAAAUAUGGGCAAAGCUUAUAUUGAGCCACCAACAUUUGACCUUACAGGAAGUUAUAAUGAUUCUAACUGUUGUGCUCCAUUGAUUUUUGUGCUAUCUCCUGGUGCUGAUCCUAUGGCAGGCUUGUUAAAAUUUGCAGAUGACCUUGGCAUGGGAGGGGAAAACAUCCAGACCAUAUCACUUGGGCAGGGUCAAGGGCCCAUAGCAGAAAGUAUGAUCAAUCAGGCCAUAAAAGAUGGGACCUGGGUGGUCCUCCAGAACUGUCACCUUGCCACCAGCUGGAUGCCCACUCUGGAGAAGAUCUGCGAGGAGACUAUUGUACCAGAAAAUACCAAUGAGAAGUUCAGGCUCUGGUUAACUAGUUAUCCUUCAGACAAAUUUCCUGUAAGCAUCCUCCAGAAUGGUAUAAAAAUGACCAAUGAACCCCCUAAAGGACUGAGGGCUAAUCUGUUGCGAUCAUACCUGAACAAUCCUAUAUCAGACCCAGUUUUCUUCAGCAGCUGCCAGAACCCCAGGAUUUGGCAAAAACUCUUAUUUGGCCUGUGCUUCUUUCAUGCUCUAGUUCAAGAAAGAAGAACCUUUGGCCCAUUAGGUUGGAAUAUCUCGUAUGAGUUCAAUGAAUCAGACCUAAGAAUCAGCAUGAGACAGAUUCAGAUGUUCCUCAAUGAGUAUAAAGCGGUUCCUUUUGAGGCUCUUACAUACCUGACAGGGGAAUGUAACUAUGGUGGAAGAGUAACCGAUGACAAGGACAGGCGCCUCCUUCUGUCCCUGCUUUCCAUAUUCUACAAUGAGGAUAUACAGCAAGAUAACUACAGACUUUCCCCCGGAGACCUUUAUUAUAUGCCUCCAUACGGCACAUAUCAGUCCUUUGUGGAUUACAUAAGAAAUUUACCUCUUAUCGCUCACCCAGAGGUGUUUGGAUUGCAUGAGAAUGCUGACAUCACCAAAGAUAACCAGGAGACUAACCAGCUGUUUGAAGGGGUCCUUCUCACUCUGCCCAGGCAAACAUCAGGGAGCGGUAAAUCUUCUCAAGAGAUUGUUGAAGAUUUGGCUAGAGAUAUACUCAAUAAAUUGCCAAAUGAUUUUAACCUGGAUGAAGUGAUAGAAAAAUAUCCUGUGGUCUAUGAGGAAUCAAUGAAUACAGUGCUUAGACAGGAACUGAUUCGCUUUAACAGGCUCACAGAUGUUGUACGGAGCAGUCUGAUCAAUUUAGGUAAAGCUAUCAAAGGCCAAGUGUUGAUGUCAGCAGAGCUGGAGAAUGUAUUUAACAGUAUGCUGGUUGGGAAAGUACCUACCAUGUGGGCUGCUAAAUCCUACCCCUCACUGAAACCCCUGGGCAGCUAUGUAUCUGACCUGCUCUCCCGCCUGCAGUUCCUACAGGAUUGGAUAGACAAUGGUCCACCCAAAGUAUUCUGGAUAUCAGGAUUUUAUUUCACCCAAUCAUUUUUGACUGGCGUUUCCCAGAAUUAUGCUAGAAAAUAUACAAUCCCUAUUGACCAUAUUGGAUUUCAGUAUAAGGUGACCAGUUAUGAACACACCAUAGACACCUCUCCAGAAGAUGGUGCGUACAUCAGAGGACUCUUCCUAGAGGGAGCACGCUGGGACAGACAACAGAUGCAGAUUGGAGAAUCUCUUCCCAAAAUCCUGUAUGAUUCUCUACCUGUCAUAUGGCUGAAACCAGGAGAAAGCGCAAAAUUUGAGCACAAAAACUUAUAUUUCUGUCCAGUAUAUAAAACCAGCGCUAGGCGGGGAACACUCUCAACCACCGGCCAUUCCACCAACUAUGUCCUCCCUAUAGAACUUCCCACAGACAAACCUCAGAAACACUGGAUUAACCGUGGUGUGGCAGCCCUCUGCCAGCUGGAUGAUUAAUUUAUACAGAGUACUGUAGGAUUUCUCUCUUCAUAGUAGUUCUUUUAUUUUCACUACUGCUAUACACAUUUAUACAUUUCAGAUGUCACAUAGUAUGUGCCCUAAAACCAGCCUGCUAUGUACAAUUGGUUGUACAAAUCUUAAUAAAUUUGAACCUAAUCCAA